AGUGAAUCGGUGAUGUUCUUCGAAAAAGUUUGGUAUAUGCUCAUCUUCCCAGACAUUACUUGGAUGAGCAUUUCCAAAACAUAAACCUUCGCUCAACCCCCUCGUCUCGGCAUUAUUAUUAUUGUUAUUAUUUCUAAAUAAUAUUGGUGGAAGUUCAGUGAGAGUUCGAAAUCGUGAUUCGAAAACUCCAUUUUAGCUUAAGCUCCUCUUGCCUUCAGUCCCAUUCGUCUGCUCUCCAUCCGCCCAAUUUUUGCUGCACUCUUACCUAAAACCCUAGACCACUGCGCGAGGUUCCACAGUCCGCGGGCCAUCCACCCGCGAUUUCCUGCGGCGCUCCGUCCGGCGCGCACCUUCAAACCGCUUUGUGUAUUGUCGUCCACAUUACAGUGCGAAGGUGGCAGCCAUUGGAGGUCACAUCAGCGACUCUCUUUCCCUCCAUUUCCUUUUCCCGGUGACCUCUUAGCUGUUAGGAGCCACUGAAUAGAUUGCAAGCAAUGGGUAAGCGAGGGAGGAGCCAGAAGAAAGACUCCAGAAACCCGAAGAGAAGACCUCGAGAUGAACACUUCGCCCCGGUGGACAUGGACGACGAAAUCGAUGCCUUUCACAAACAGAGGGGUGUUAUUCCACUGGAUGUAAAUGAGGAUGCUAUGGAAUCAGAUGAAGAUAAUGAGCAACCUGUAUUUGAUUACAAGGAUAUAAAUGAUGAUGACGACGAUGAGGGUGACGACGACGACAUGGAUGAUGAUACCCCACAUACUAGCCUUGUUGCAAAAAUUAAACGGCAGCAAAAAUUUUUACGGGCAAAGAUGGGAGGAGUUGAGGAUGAAAUGCAUGAUGAUGAGGAUGAGGAUGAGGAAGGAAGAAGUGCUGUAUGGGGUGGAAAAAAGCACAUAUAUCAUACUCGUGAUGAUGUUGACUAUGAGAAAGAAUCAAGCGAUGAUGAUCUUCCUGCUAUGGAGGAGGCGGAAGUGUUAAGAUUGCAGAGGGAAAAAGCGAAAAAUUUAUCAAUGGAAGAUUUUGGUCUUGAAGAUGUUACUGCGGAUGAUGGUGAUGGGGAGCCAACCAUUGAGGAAAUUUUAGUUGAAGGGAAAGUCUCAUCAAAAUCUCGAACAGAAAAAGAAAUUGAUGAUGACACAGGGACAGCUUAUAUGGAGGUCAAGAAAGAUUUGGCUGCUUUGUCGAGGGAGGAACAGAUGGAUGUUGUAUAUAGUUCUGCUCCAGAGUUAGUUGGUUUGUUAUCGGAGCUGAAUGAUGCACUCAAGCAACUUGAAAGUAAAGUUAAUCCCCUUCUGAGCAAGGUUAAAAAGAAGGAAAGCACGAAGGCAGAAAGAAUGAAUUAUUUGGAAGUGAAACAGCUUCUUUUGCUGGCUUAUUGCCAAGCCAUUACCUUUUAUCUUUUUCUCAAGUCUGAAGGGCAUCCAAUUCGUGAUCAUCCGGUCAUAGCUCGCCUCGUUGAGAUAAAAAAUUUAUUGGACAAGAUGAAUCAGCUUGAUGGGAAUCUUCAGCCUGAACUUGAGGAGAUCCUCCAAAAUGACUAUGGAGCUGAAACUGAAGCAGCAUUGGUUGAAGAGAAUGCUGCAUUGGCCUCCACUUCUUCAAGCAAAGAUCGUGAUCUGUCUGGAGUCCCAGCCGAAACACAAGAGGCAGCAGCCCCUUUGGAAAAAGCUGAGGCGGCAAAAGUCAAUUCUUCGAGAGAUUAUGAGAACAAAGGAGGGAAAAGCAAGAGUCAGAACAAUCAAGUUGGUAUACAGAGCAUGAAAAUGUUGGAAGUGAGAGCUGCCCUUGAAGAAAAAUUGAGGAAGAAGGGUAUCGUUAGUUCUGUUGCAUCCAAGCGUGACAGGGCUCAAAAACAUCUUUCAAAACCAAUGAAUGGACAGCUUGAAACCUUAGAUGAUUUUGAUGACGAUACCAUAGAUGUGGAUGGGAGCACUCGUGGAUUGGGUAAUGGAAAAACUAGUUUAUUGCGUUCAAGUAAAAUUUCCCAGCUUGUCACUCCUAAAGUGAAUAAACCUAAGGUUGUUUCGGGGGAUGAUGAUCUGCCCAAGAGGGAUGAUGUUGGCGAGAGGAGGAGGAAGCAUGAGCUCCGUGUUUUGGCAAGAGCUGGAAUCAAGUCCGAGGAUGAUGAUGUUGAUGGCCUCGGCAAAAUUUCAGAUGAUGAAGAUGCUAAUACAGUGGAGGCUAGUGAAACGGAAGAGUCAGAAGAUGAAUUUUAUAAGCAAGUGAAAGAACAAAGAGCUGCAAAACUUGCCGCGAAGGCAGAGGCCUACUCAAGAACUUCUGCAGUUCCGUCUUUGCCUGAAUCUGUUGAUGGAAAACGCCAGAUUUCUUAUCAGAUGGAGAAAAAUAGAGGGCUUACUCGUGCUCGCAAGAAGCUGAUCAAAAAUCCUAGAAAGAAGUACAAGUUGAAGCACAAGAAGGCAGUGGUGCAUCGGAAAGGACAGGUGCGAGAGAUAAAGAAGCCUGCUGGUCCUUAUGGCGGGGAAGCUUCUGGAAUUAAUGCAGCAAUCAGUCGGAGCAUCAGAUUCAAGAACUGAAACUUCUGCUGUGAUUCAUUUGCUAUUCUACACGUCAAGAGGCUUGCUGGCUUGGGAUCCUUCUGAGUUAAUGCAGUGCAGCAGCGAUCAGUUGGAGCAUCAGAUUCAAGAACUGAAGCUUUUGCUGUGGAUUCAUUUGCCAUUCUAUACAUCCAAUUUUGUCCUUGCUAUACAAUCAUUUGCUUGAUCACGUGAUCUCGAAAUGAAUAAUUUGUACAACCAAUUUUUGUAACUUGCUGUAUGAUCCUUUGGGUUUUAGUAUUGAGAUCUGAAAUAGUGGAAUGAGCCUCUCUCGUUCACCCCCAGUUACACAUUCGUUCCCACUGAAGUUUUUUUAGUGCUGGAAAAUUAGUGGGUGUUCUUAUGGGCCUUUGAACGUA
Molecule: messenger RNA, 2914 nt
Organism: Malania oleifera
Lineage: Eukaryota; Viridiplantae; Streptophyta; Magnoliopsida; Santalales; Ximeniaceae
Product: protein THALLO
Exons: 16
Coding region: 495-2534 (679 amino acids)
Biological process (GO): maturation of SSU-rRNA from tricistronic rRNA transcript (SSU-rRNA, 5.8S rRNA, LSU-rRNA)
Cellular component (GO): small-subunit processome; nucleolus
Source: RefSeq, a predicted model, not a curated record